AUGGCGAGCACGUUUGCCUCAGGUGACCUGGCGGACUAUAACUCACCAGGCGGCCUGGGAAGGUGGACUUUCGCAACGUCGAACAGCCACAUUCCAGGGACAGGGACAGAGACGAUGCUGCAGUAUACAACACAGGCAAACGGUGUGCGAGCACCGAAUUGUUUCAUCACCCCGAACGCUUUGAGCCCGUUAGACAUGCCAGGCAUUGGCACAAGCACCGGUGUGCUCAUUACUCCAGAGAGCACUGAAGGGAAAGCGGACGACAACUCUCUUGCUAUGCACCCUGGCUACCACCCUGACGAGCAAUACCUCAAGGUGAAGUUCACAGCAGCGCACGCAGUGAAUGUGGCCGGCUAUGUGAAGGAACUCGGUGCGCAUUGCGGAGGUAUCGACGUGUGGAUGUUCAGUGGCUCGACGCUAAUCACCGAUGCGAGCGCCCUCAACGAUGACACCCCCUUCACGUUUCCAGCCACCACCGUUGCAGCUGGCUCCACGCUCACAAUUUCCGUGGGGUCGAACGGAAUUUUCAAUUGCGAUCACUCCUCCCUCUCUCUCACCAUGACAUCAGGUUAA
Symbiodinium necroappetens is the source of this 573-nucleotide messenger RNA. NCBI's taxonomy places the organism in Eukaryota, Dinophyceae, Suessiales, Symbiodiniaceae. The record is from the annotation of a GenBank genome assembly.